Messenger RNA from Naegleria lovaniensis, 1341 nucleotides. RefSeq lists its product as uncharacterized. NCBI's taxonomy places the organism in Eukaryota, Heterolobosea, Eutetramitea, Acrasida, Naegleriidae. The transcript has a single exon. Gene Ontology annotation, molecular function: protein binding. The record is from RefSeq and is a predicted model, not a curated record. The coding region runs from base 1 to 1341 and encodes 446 amino acids.
AUGAAAAGAGGCCUAGCAGCUUUGGAGGCAUCCGAUAAGAAAUUGAAACUCAGCAGAGAUGAUGAUGACCAAGCAUUGGAAAAGGAUCCACGACAACAACAAACAGAGGAAGAAGAAGUGGAGGUUCAUGAUGAUGAAGAACUCUACAUGUCUUAUGAAGAUUAUUGGAACGUUGUUGCUGAGAUAGGCUGUGAUGAUCAUAACCAUGAUGAAGAGGAUUUUUCGGAUGUGAUUGUGAGAACUUCAUUUCAUGAUUAUCAUUUGCAUAAAAUUAUAUUGAAUCGAUGUAAUUAUUUCAAAAUGUGUAUGAAACGAGACUCGGGAUUCAGUGAUUCAAAUCAAUUUGAAAAUGGAAAGUUAUUGAUGGAUCUGAAAGCGAUGGAAGAAACAUUUGAGAAUAAUGGAUCUAAAAUUGAGAAGGACAUGUUCGACAAGAUUGUAAAUUUUAUUUAUUGCAAUCAUGUGGAAGUGCAAGAUGCAGAUGCCAAUGAUUUAUAUUGUUUGAUUCAGAUUGGAAAUUUUCUUGACAUGAAACAAUUACAGGAUUACAUUAUUCAAAAAACGUGGCCACAUUUCAGAAUAUAUUUGAAAGAAAGGUUGGGAUUGGAACUACCAUUAGAAGAAUUAUUGUUCUACUCUUUAAAUGUUGUGGAAGAUGGCAACGAGUACUUGAUGGAAAUUCCAGAAAUUCCAAUAGAGUUUUUGAAUUUCAUGUUUUCACAACCAAAAAUUCCAAUUACAUGCAAACUUGAGCUUCUAUACAAACACUUCUAUCAAAGCACUGGAAAAGAUUUGAAAGAAAUUGACAAGUCUGAAAUUUUCACACACCCAUUCGUACAGCCAUACUCCAAACUCAUGCAUCAAUUGAAAGAAAUGCUUCAACAACCUGGCAUGACUCUUUCUUUCAUCCGUGAAUCAGGUGCCCAAUAUUUCGCACAAAUGUUGUGCCCAGAAUUGCCAUCCUCGUCGUCCACUAAAAUAGAUAUUCAAAUUACACCAGCAGCUUAUUUAGAAUUUAAUUUGGAGCCGAGUGAUGAUAUCAUCGAGGAACAUUUUUUGUUUGGAACAUUGUUGGAUUUACGUAUUGCAUGUGGUGAGAGAAGUGUUUGCUAUUGGUGGACUUUUCAAUUAUCCAACCUUGAUUUUCCUUAUCCAAUACAAGUGAGCUUUUAUAUAAUGUAUAGAAAUGCGUGUGGAGGACUUGAGCAUACAAAAGUGAUUUCUCAAGGUUUGCCACCACUUGAAAAAGGAGAGUCACAAGAGAUUGGAGUUGUCUAUGGAGAACAACUGUAUAUUGGUCGUGUUGCUAUGAAAGGAGUUCUCAUAGUCGAAAAAGCUUAG